AUGAAACUAUCAGUUAUUUUUAUUGUUGCAUUAGUAUUACUAGUUGCUUGCACUGAUCAAACUGAGGGCAGAAAGUUUUGGAAGAAAUUCGGGAAGAAAUUGGAAAGAGUAGGACAAAAUGUAAGAAAAGCUGCGGAAAAGACUCUCCCUAUUGUUCAAGGAUAUGCUGGAGUUGCAAAUCAGUUGGGAUAUGGUCGACCUUAA
Diabrotica balteata is the source of this 204-nucleotide messenger RNA. NCBI's taxonomy places the organism in Eukaryota, Metazoa, Arthropoda, Insecta, Coleoptera, Chrysomelidae. The record is from the annotation of a GenBank genome assembly.